AAAUAACCAAUAAUUUUAUGGUAGAAAAACUACAUAGUAAUAGUGUCAUUGAAUAUGAUCAUUUACUUUGAAAUGAAUGAAGGUUGAAAUAAAGAUCAUGCCGUUUGCUUAAAAGUUGUAUCUUAUGCGACAAUUAGAAGACGAUGGCGAUAAAAUGUAAAAUCAGAGUGAAGGUUGAUAGUCUAAUGCCAAAGUAUAUGAUCAUUGAUAUAAUUUGAGCCAAUAUCAAUUGACAUGUUAUACUUUUCAAUUGAGGAGUCUCUUACAUUCUCUGCAUCACAAGAAUUAAAUUACACCCCUUCUCUCAAAAUCCUGGAUAUUUUUUGUUACAAUAAAAAGAGUAGUACAUAUGAUAAAAAGUCAUUUCCGUUCAGAACCUAUCUAAAGUACUAUUUUAUACAAGCGAGAUGAGAAACAUCAUUUCAUUUAUCCUGGGUCAAGGACGGGCUUGUUUUAUGAUCAGAUUAAUUCUUAAUUUCGUAUAAUAAUGUUUUAAAUUACGCAGUUUUAAAGCUUUGCAUUUUUGUAAGUAAGCAAUUUCCAUCAACGCAUAACUUAUAAUUUUUUAUUUAUAUAUAUAUAUAUUGACAAAAACAAAGAAAAUGUGAACAUGAAUAUUAUGGUCGUUCAGAUAACAAAUUAAAACCCAAUGAAAGAAACUAUACAUAUCAUCAUUCAUGGAUGAUUCUCAUACUUAAAGUAAAUUAUUCGAAAUAUAAUAAUGAACUGCAUGCUAUACAGUACAUGGUUUGCUUUGUAAGAUAAUUAUAAAAGAUUGUGGGGGUCGUUCUCUUAGUGCAUUUGUAUUUAGUUAAGCAGAAUAGAUAUUUUUCAGGUUCUAAAUAUACAUUAAAAAAUUAUGGGGAGAAGCAGAAAAGAUUACUGUACACAAUUUUUGUCCAUAUAUAUAAGUUACAACUUCCGUUUAUACAAUUCUAUAAACUUAAGAAACCGGCAUUUCCAAGUUGACAGUGGCAGCUCUCAAUUCUAGGGUUAACUAAGAAGUACUAAUAGUACUCAACUAUUUAUAGAAGGAUAAAGUACUAUACUUGAGAGAUAAUUAUCAGUUUGUUCAAUUUAGCUUAAAAAAAAAAAAAAAAAACAGAAAAUUAUCAUGGAGUUCGAGGAUCAAGAGGAGAAUGAGGCCGUGGAGAUGGAGCUUGGCUCGAGUUUCGACUCAGUCCUACCCAACUCCAAUUCAGGUCGGGUCAUCACAAAAAUGCCCACUAGCCCGGUUGACAUGUCCGCCGAGCCAACUUCCCAACGGAAGCCCCGGUACCGGGAAUGCUUGAAGAACCACGCCGUCACCAUCGGCGGCCACGCCGUGGACGGCUGCGGGGAGUUCUUGCCCGCCGGAGCUGACGGAACUCUGGACGCACUCAAAUGCGCCGCCUGCAAUUGCCACCGCAACUUCCACCGCAAAGAAGCCCUCCCCGGCGGAAUAAUCAAUCCUCAUGACCCUUUCCAUUUCCAUCACCACCAGCACCACCACUACCAGCAGCAGCCGCCGCCGCCGCCGAUGCUGACUUACAGGACCCCUUCUGGGUACCUCCACGUGUCGCCGCAGCCGGCCCAGCAGAGGCCGCUGGCCUUACCUUCGAGUUCCGGCGGAGGAGCCAAGGAGGAGAUGGAGGACUUCUCCAACAUGAUGAACAACGGCAGCGGCGGUAAUAAUGGUGGAGGACUGAGCUCUUCCGGGUCGAGAAAGAGGUUUCGGACCAAGUUCACGGCGGAGCAGAAGGAGAAGAUGUUUGAAUUGGCGGAGAAGCUUGGGUGGAGGAUCCAGAAGCAAGACGAGGAAGUUAUUCAGGAAUUCUGCAAUGAAUUUGGGAUCAGGAGACACGUGCUCAAAGUCUGGAUGCAUAACAACAAGCACUCUCUUGGUAAGAAACCCUAAAAAUAUAAUUUUUAUAAAAAAAAAAGAGGAAAAAGAAAAAAGAAAAUCGGUUGGAUGAAGAGGAAAUGUCUCUCGUAGUGGUGGUUAUCAUUAUCACAUCAUAUUUGCAGCCAUAUUUUACUUCUACUAUUAUUAUAUUUUAUGGCCAUUUUGUAAUUAUAAGUAGCUAUAAGAAUAUUGAGAUGGGGAGAUUCUGGGAUUAUAUUUAUUAUUAGUACUUCUUCUGGUGCCCAAAAAUGAUUAAGAGCUAGAGCUAGCUAGGGCUUUCUGCGAAUUUCAUUUGCUUUUGAUGUGGCUCGUUCCUACGGUUUUUAUGGCGAAAAACCAUUCAUUCUCUGGAUCUUGUAGCCUUUUUUUCUAUGAACUAUUGCUGGAAAUCUUGUUGGCCUUUUCUGCCGUCCUUUUCGUGUAGUUUUCAUGUUUUAAGUUUAGCAUGUCUAGUUGAAGAGUGUCGAAUGUUUCAACCUUUCUUUCAUUUUUAUGUUGGGAUCGAUUCGAGGAUUCUAAUAAAUUUCUUGCCAGAAUCCUUGCUAUACAUCUUUGCAUUUUGCACAAAUGUAACCGCGUUAUGUUGUGCAUUUUUUUUUUC
Oldenlandia corymbosa var. corymbosa is the source of this 2486-nucleotide messenger RNA. The record is from the annotation of a GenBank genome assembly. NCBI's taxonomy places the organism in Eukaryota, Viridiplantae, Streptophyta, Magnoliopsida, Gentianales, Rubiaceae.